Molecule: messenger RNA, 2682 nt
Organism: Limanda limanda (common dab)
Lineage: Eukaryota; Metazoa; Chordata; Actinopteri; Pleuronectiformes; Pleuronectidae
Product: NACHT, LRR and PYD domains-containing protein 12-like
Exons: 7
Molecular function (GO): protein binding
Source: RefSeq, a predicted model, not a curated record
CUCCUCAACCGGAUCUACACUGAGCUCUACAUCACAGAGGGACAGAGUGAAGAGGUUAAUACUCAACAUGAGGUGAGGCAGCUAGAGACGGCUUCCAAGAUGAAGAUCCUCCACGACACUCCCAUCAGGUGCCACGACAUCUUUAAAGCCUCCACUGACCAGCAGAGCAGCAUCAGAGUCGUCCUGACCAACGGCGUCGCUGGCGUUGGAAAAACCUUCUCGGUGCAGAAGUUCACUCUGGACUGGGCAGAGGGUUUAGAAAACCAGGAUGUGGUUCUGCUGAUUGUGCUUUCGUUCAGGGAGCUGAACCUGGUGAAGGACCAGCAGCACAGUCUCCUCACGCUGCUCCGUGUUUUCCAUCCAGCGUUACAGAAGCUCACGGCAGAGACGCUCGCUGUCUGUAAACCUUUGUUCAUCUUUGACGGCCUGGAUGAAAGCAGACCUUCUCUGGACUUCAACCACAGGGAGCUUGUGUCUGAGGUCACACAGAGGUCAUCAGUCAACGUGCUGCUGACAAACCUCAUCCGGGGGAAUCUGCUUCCCUCGGCUCUCGUCUGGAUAACCUCCAGACCUGCUGCGGCCAAUCAGAUCCCUCCUGCAUGUGUCGACAGGGUCACAGAAGUACGAGGCUUCACUGAGGCCCAGAAGGAGGAGUACUUCAGGAGGAGAUUCAGUGAUGAAGAGCUGUGCAGCAGAAUCAUCUCACACAUCAAGAUGUCCAGGAGCCUCCACAUCAUGUGUCAAAUACCAGUCUUCUGCUGGAUCAGUGGAACAGUUCUGGAGCACAUGUUGACCACAGACCAGAGAGGAGAGCUGCCCAAGACCCUGACUGACCUGUACUCACACUUCCUGCUGGUUCAGACAAAGAGGAAGAAGAAAAAGUACAGUGAGGGACAUGAGACGACUCCACAGCAGCUGAUGGAGGCUGACAGGGACGUUCUUCUGAAGCUGGGGAGGCUGGCGCUUAAACAUCUGGAGGAAGGAAACAUCAUGUUCUACCAAGAAGACCUGGAGCGGUGUGGUCUUAAUGUCACAGAGGCCUCGGUGUACUCAGGAGUUUGUACUGAGAUCUUCAGAAGAGAGUGUGUGAUCUUCCAGAAAUCAGUCUACUGCUUUGUUCAUCUGAGCGUUCAGGAGUUUCUGGCUGCAGUUUACGUGUUCCACCUUUACACACAAACAGAAGAACUCAACAACUUCUUGGGGACAUAUGAGGACACAGACAGUACCUUCUCCCUGGAUGACCUCCUGAAGAGAACCAUGGAGAAAUCCCUCACCAGUACUAAUGGUCAUCUGGACCUGUUUGUUCGCUUCCUUCACGGCCUCAGUCUGGAGUCCAACCAGAGAGUCUUAGGAGGCCUGCUGGGACGGACAGGGAACAAUCCAAAGAUCAUCCAGAUAGUCAUCAACAACCUCAAGGAGAUGAAGAGUGAUGACAUUUCUCCUGACAGAAGCAUCAACAUCUUCCACUGUCUGACUGAGAUGAACGACCACUCAGUUCAUCAGCAGAUGAAACAGUUCUUGACGUCAGAGAACAGAUCAAAGGAGAAACUCUCUGAGAUCCACUGCUCAACUCUGGCCUACAUGCUGCAAAUGUCAGAGGAGGUUCUGGAUGAGUUGGACAUGGAGAAGUUCAACACAUCAUACCAGGGUCGACGGAGGCUGAUCCCAGCUGUGAGGAACUGCAGGAAGGCUCUGUUGAAUCACUGCUGGCUGACAGAGAUCAGAUGUUCUUCUCUGGCUUCAGCUCUGAGGUCAAACCCCUCUCAUCUGAGAGAACUGGAUCUGAAUAACAACAUCCUGCAGGACUCAGGAGUGAAGGAGCUGUGUGGUUUUCUACAGAGUCCAACCUGUCGACUGGAGACUGCUUCAGCUCUGAGGUCAAACCCCUCUCAUCUGAGAGAACUGGAGCUGAGAGUAAACGACCUGCAGGACUCAGCAGUGAAGGAGCUGCUUGAUCUACAGCAGAGUCCAACCUGUCGACUGGAGACUCUGAGACUCAGUGGUUGUGAACUCUCAGAGACUCACUGUGAAGUCGUGGCCUCAGCUCUGAAGUCAGACCCCUCACAUCUGAGAGAACUGGAUCUGAGUGGAAACGACCUGAAGGAUUCAGGAGUGAAGCUGCUGUGUUCUGGACUGGAGAGUCCAAACUGUCGACUGGAGACUCUGAGGUUGGAUCACUGCAGACUGUCAGAGAUCAGCUGUUCUUCUCUGGCUUCAGCUCUGAGGUCAAACCCCUCUCAUCUGAGAGAACUGGAUCUGAAUAACAACAUCCUGCAGGAAUCAGCAGUGAAGGAGCUGUGUGGUUUUCUACAGAGUCCAACCUGUCGACUGGAGACUCUGAGGUUGAAGAGCUGCAGUCUGUCAGAGAUCAGCUGUUCUUCUCUGGCUUCAGCUCUGAGGUCAAACCCCUCUCAUCUGAGAGAACUGGAUCUGAGCUUCAACAACCUGCAGGACUCAGCAGUGAAGGAGCUGCUUGAUCUACAGCAGAGUCCAACUUGUCGACUGGAGAAUCUGAGACUCGUUGGUUGUUACCUCUCAGAGACUCACUGUGAAGUCGUGGCCUCAGCUCUGAAGUCAGACCCCUCACAUCUGAGAGAACUGGAUCUCAGUGAGAACUUCCUGCAGGAUUCAAGAGUGAAGCUGCUGUGUUCUGGACUGGAGAGUCCAAAUUGUCGACUGGAG